This is a messenger RNA of Xyrichtys novacula (pearly razorfish), 6144 nucleotides long. The record is from the annotation of a GenBank genome assembly. Lineage: Eukaryota; Metazoa; Chordata; Actinopteri; Labriformes; Labridae.
GUCUUAUAGAUAUCUAUGCGUCCAACCACCGCGAGUUUCGACGAGCACAGAGCUGAAGCCAUUCAAUACUCCAAGUUAACUUUAACUGUCUCUUCUUUCUCUACGUUAUCAGAUUUUUAAACAUCUGCAGUGAUGGUAUCUGUGAAAAGAGAAAGAGAGGCCGAAGUGGACGACGAUGAUGAAGACAGAGGUAUAAAAUCCACCAACGUCUAACAGCAUGAAGGCUAGGUCCGCUAGCAUGUUUUGCUAGCUUAUGUUUACCUCAGUACGUUGGUUUUCCGGUUAAUUUGUGUCCCUUUUUCCACUUUUCAUUACAGUUGCUCCCAAAAUCAUCAGAGGACGUGUAGUAGAGGACAGAAGAAGCCGUCACUGUCCUUACCUCGACACAAUAAACAGGUAAGGUGAAGAUUUUAGUGUGUUUCAUAGUUAGCUCUGUCCUCUGCAGAUCUGAAGCUGAUUCUCACUUUGGUUUGUUCUUUCAUCAGGAGUGUACUGGACUUUGAUUUUGAGAAACUCUGCUCCAUCUCUCUAUCACACAUCAAUGUCUAUGCCUGCCUUAUCUGUGGGAAGUACUUUCAAGGUAAGUGUGUUUUUCUCUUACAUACAGUCACAUAUUAAAAACAGCUUGUUGUUGUUGUGUUUGGUGUUUAAUUUGCUCCACACUUCCUUUUCAGGUAGAGGUCUGAAGUCUCAUGCAUACACUCACAGUGUUCAGUUUACACACCAUGUGUUCCUGAAUCUGCACACUCUCAAGUUUUACUGUCUGCCAGACAACUACGAGAUCAUCGACUCUUCAUUAGAAGAUAUCACAGUAAGUAAAGUCAGGCCUUACUAACCAUCUUCAGCACCUUUCAAACUGAUAUCCCAAACCGGAUGUUUCCAUGAUUAGAGAAGUCUAUGUCUUUAAUGAUAUGUCAGGAUAAAGUUUACACAGAUAGAUACAUUUAUCACAUACAGUAGAGCCGCAACGUUUUAUUUCAUCCUGGCCAUAAAGGUUACAUCAGAGUCAAAUUGUGCAAGCUAAAACAGUGUUGUCUUCAAGGGAUAUUCCGGCAUAAAAUUAAUUUAGGGUCAAACACACCGUAACACCGAGUUAGACACCCCCUCCAGAGGUUAGUGUUGCCGACCGCUUACUUCUCUAGUUAUACCAACUUUAGUAACGACCGCAGGAUAGCAAUACACAGCAGUCUGAGGAGCCACACACAAAAAGCCACUCUAUAGCCACAAAUAAUGCUCAGAACAGCACCUAUAGUGUCCCAGCCAUAGUACUAGCCACCAAACAUCUUUUUAACUUUGCCUAAUUUCCUUAGCAAAGAGACUAAACACAACUCACCUACUCUCUUCUAGCAGCCGCUUGUUUGUAGCGAGACCUCAGGCCAGUCCAUUGCCGACUACAGUGGGGUGACGCAGCUCAAGGAAGAACAUUUAUGAUAAUUUCUUUAUCAUUUCCAUGAAGUAAUAAUCCCCAUAUUAAUCAUUUUGCACUGCAGACGCAGUAGUUCUUCUGCCUUAGCGUGUCAGUCUGAUUGUAUUUUCUUGAAGAAAUGAUCAUAAAUGUUCUUCAUUGAGCUGUGUCACCACGCUGUAGUGUGUAAUGGACUGGCCUGAGGUCUCGCUACAAACAAACGGCUGCUGGAAGAGAGUAGGUGAGUUGUGUUUAGUGUCUUUGCUAAAGAAAUUAAGCAAAGGUAAAAAGAUGUUUGGUGGCUAGUACUAUGGCUCGGACCCAGAUGUCCUGUUGAUGAAGUUAGGUGCUGUUCUGAGCAUUAUUUGUGGUUAUAGAGUGGCGUUUUGGUUGAGGUUUGUUUAUGGCUCUUCAGACGCUGUGUAUUGGUAUCCUGUGGUCGAUACUAAAGUUGGUAUAACUAGAGAAGCAAGCGGUCGGCAACAUUCAUCUCUCGACAGGGUGUAUAACUCGGUGUUACGGUGUGUUUGAGCCUAAAUUAAUUCUAUGCCAGAAUAUCCCUUUAACUAUUCAAACAGAACUUCUAUGUUUGUCCACUUGUUUACAUUUCUCUCUUUGUCUCCGCAGUAUGUGCUGAAGCCAACUUUCACCAAACAGCACAUCGCAGGGCUGGACAAACAGGGAAAGCUGUACCGAGCCUACGACGGUACAACCUACCUGCCGGGCAUCGUAGGACUCAACAAUAUUAAAGCCAAUGACUACGCCAAUGUGGUGUUGCAGGUAUGAACAACUGCAUCUAGACUCAGUCAUAGACUUUUUAGUUAUCCCGACCAUUUCAAAUGUAUUUUUUUGCUCCUUAGGCUUUCUCCAACGUUCCACCUUUGAGAAACUAUUUCUUGGAGGAAGAAAACUACAAGGGGAUCCGCAGGCCGCCGGGGGACAUCAUGUUCCUCUUGGUGCAGAGGUUCGGGGAACUGAUGCGCAAACUUUGGAACCCGAGAAACUUCAAGGCUCAUGUGUCGCCGCACGAGAUGCUUCAGGCUGUGGUGCUGUGCAGCAAGAAGAACUUCCAAAUCACGAAGCAAGGUAAUGCUUCAGCCUGUAGGGCCUGUUGUUCUGUACUAUGGUAACACAACACGACACAAGCCAGAUUUUACACAUGCUGCACUGAGUUUUCUGGGCUGGGGUGCUAAUAAUUGUUCUCUGCUCUACAGGAGAUGCUGUGGACUUCAUGACGUGGUUCUUGAACGCUCUGCACGGGGCUCUAGGAGGCACAAAGAAAAAACCUUGUAAGGAGGAUUUACAUUUCUAUAUAGAUUCUUUAUAUAGAUUUAAAAUAUCAAGUAUAGCUGCGUGUCAUUGAAAAAUUAGUAUUGUGAGAAAAUACAGGAAUUUAUACCAGAUGAAUGUUGUGUAAUUUCAGAAAUAGAGGAGAGGGAGUGCAGUUGAAGAAAGACUUAAACACAUAAACUUAUCAGUUAAAGGAAUCACUUACUUUUGUAUAAACAAUGAACAGAAUAUCUGUGGAUGUUAAAAACUAAGUUGAGUUUGCUUCAGUCACCCUGUGAUGGUUCUUGUCAUAUAAUAAUUCACCGCCUUCUUCUGCAUAUGAUUUAUUUUUAUAUCACUGAGCUGCAUGUGCACUGUAGGUUUAAGUGCAAAAGUAAACUCUCUGUGGUCUGUCAUUUUAUCAGUCCAUAUGUGUUCUCCAAUCAUAAUAAACACCAGGAGGACAUAGAUGAGACUUAGUUAAAAUCCGCCUCACAUGGUUGAGUGUUGUUCAGAUGUUUGUGAGAGUGGCAGCAUCCAUGCAAGUUGUCAACAUGCAUGCAGACUGAUGUUUAUCAUAGAUUCACAACAAAGAAUCAGUGAUAGCUGGUCUUUCUCGUGUCCUCUGAUGGGACUGUUGUGUAUGCACAUGUUACAGUUGCAGUACUUGAAAGAUAUUUAAAUGAUGUUUUGUAUUUUGAUCUUAUUGUAAUUGAAGUAACAUCUGUACCCAUGUCUUUCUGCUCUCAUAGCAAUCAUUACAAAAGCGUUUCAAGGCUCCAUGCGAAUCUUCUCCAAGAAACUUCCACACCCAGAUUUAGUAAGUGUCCUGGACGUGUUUGUUUCCUGCCACCCCUGCAGUUUUAAAUAGACUCCAAAUGUUUUUUUUGUGGUGAAUUUUAACUGAUUUAUCGGUUUUGUUUUGCAGCUACCAGAGGAGAAGGAGGCGUUGUUGGUAACGGAGGAGUACCAGGAGCAGAUGUCUGAGUCCACCUUUCUGUUUCUGACCCUUGACCUCCCAACAGCUCCACUUUACAAGGAUGAAAAAGAGCAGCUCAUCAUCCCACAGGUUCCUCUCUUCAACAUCCUGGGCAAGUUCAACGGCAGCACAGAGAAGGUAGCAAAUCAUUCAGACCAUCUUUUCUUGGAAACAGAAACGGCACAUGAGAAGAGAGUCAAUUUGUCAUUAUUAUCCAGAACAAAAUGCAAUAAUGGCAACAGUGUGUUGUUUCCCCUUCUGAACACUAAAGAUUUGUGGACAUUUUCAUGUUCUAGGAGUACAAAACCUACAAAGAGAACUUCCUCAAAAGGUUCCAGCUGACCAAGCUGCCUCCGUACCUCGUCUUUUGUAUCAAAAGAUUCACCAAGAACAACUUCUUUGUGGAAAAGAACCCCACCAUCGUGAACUUCCCAAUCACGUGAGUGCUGCUCAGAAGUGUGUGGUGAAACUGAAGAUGUCGCUCUGCUCUGAAUGGAGUCGUGUACUCUGUCGUGAACAUAAAUAUUCACUUCAGCUCUGCUUCAACAGGAACGUAGACCUUCGCGAGUACCUGACAGAAGAAGCUCAAGUUACAGAGAAGAACACGACCUACGACCUUGUUGCCAACGUGGUGCAUGAUGGGAAACCUACUGAGGGGGCCUACAGGAUACAUGUGCUUCACCAUGUAGGUUUAAGAAGGACAUCUCUGACAGUUGCCUGAUUUCAGGGGCCAUUAUUGAAAACAAUAAUGGACCCUGUCAGUGUUGUCAUGUAAUGAAUCGUCUCACUGUGUUUAAUCAGGGAACGGGGAAAUGGUACGAGAUGCAGGACCUGCAGGUGACUGACAUUCUCCCCCAGAUGAUCACGCUGUCUGAGGCCUAUAUCCAGGUAAGUCCCUCCUCGUAUUCUGCUUAAGUCUAAAAACCAGACUAGGAGGUUUUAUUUUUUUACAUCAUCAGUCAUAAGAAUCACCACAUUUUAUUCACUGUUAUUCACAGAGCAGUCUUAUGAUUAAAUAAAAAAGGGAGUUAUGCAGCACAGCUUCUUGUUAUGUUGUUCACUACUGACAGGGCGUUAAAGUUCAUUGUGGGGAAAUUACAGUGAUGUGAAAUGAAUAAUUGGGCCGCUACGAAGCUCAGCGGUUAAAGCUUGUGACCUGUACACAGGAUCAUAAACCUUAUCGCAGUGGUUUCUUUUUCAACUCCCUGCCAUGACUGUUAGCUGUAUGUCAUCCUCCUAUCUCUGUUUUCCACAUUUUCUGUCUUGGCUGUCCAACAAAGCAACUUAAAAAAAAAAGACAACUUAAGAUAGGCAGCUGUGGUCUUUACUGCAUCAUGAAUAGAUACAAGAUAUCAGUGAUCUUAAACAGAAAACUGAUCAAAACAAGUCCGGCAGAGUAAAAGGAGGAUUGUGGUUGUUGUUUUUCCACCAUCUGUUCUUUAUUUGAUCCUUUUACUUAUGCAAGUUUGAAAAAUAAAACUAAACACGCACUCAAAAGAAACCUCGAGAACCGAUGAGGUGAAGCUCUCCGGUAGCUUGGAGCUGCAAUUUUCAGAGACUCGGCGUCCACUGCUGGAGUCAGAGAAAGCAGAGACAGCAAAAACAAGUUCUGCUGACUUUAAAAGUUUUCCUGCUUCCCUGAAGUCAAGAGGUGGAAACAUUUUGUCUACCUGUGUGAUGUGCGUCCGCUAAUGCAUGAAUGAGAAAAUGAAAACAAUUACUGGAUCUGAUGGAUUUCUGCAGGUGAGAAACUAAAGCUGUGGUUGGAAAGUAACCAUCCGACCUCUUGUAUUUCUUCUUUUUUGUGUUCGAUUAUUAAAGCUAAAAUGUGUAACCAUUCUGUUUAUAAUGAGCUUAACCGAUUUGAACGUGUCGUUAGGAUGUUUUUUAGAUUUUGACGACUAACAAAGUCUUUUUAAGAGGGAUUUGAACAUGUAAUUGACAUCUAGAAUAUAAUAACUCAUCUGUUGAUCUGUAAAGAUUAGGACCUGAUAGUUUUUUAUGUCUGUCUCUUUUUAAUUGAACUGACUGAAAGUUUUAACAGUCAUUAUAGAUCCACGAGAACAUAAUAUCGUGAAUAUUAGUCGUUCUUGUUCUUUUUUCAUAUGUAUAAUUACUAUAGGAUAGUCUUUGUGCAGAUAUAAAUAUGUUACAUUAUCAAGUUAUAUGAUUAUAUGUGUGAAUAUUUUCAUGAUUUAAUUUUAAAAAUAAUUCACAAAUGCUGUUUUUUUUCUCCUCUCACAGAUCUGGAAGAGACAAGGAGGCGAUGAUGACACAAACAACCACACGGUGGCGUAAGUGAGGCAGGAUUUUCCUCAGCUUGAAAGACCGAAAGUGUUGUCACCAUUUUGGAAAUGAACUGAGUAUUUCAUCAGUGGAAAAAAAACACACACACACAAAAAACAAAAAAACAAUAAUUGUUUAUGUCUGUUUUUUCACAAUUUUAUCCUUUUACUUUUCGGGAGUUUCUAAAUAAACAAACUCAAAGACA